Molecule: messenger RNA, 3347 nt
Organism: Asterias rubens (European starfish)
Lineage: Eukaryota; Metazoa; Echinodermata; Asteroidea; Forcipulatida; Asteriidae
Product: zinc finger protein 226-like
Exons: 4
Coding region: 384-1895 (503 amino acids)
Biological process (GO): regulation of transcription by RNA polymerase II
Cellular component (GO): nucleus
Molecular function (GO): RNA polymerase II cis-regulatory region sequence-specific DNA binding; DNA-binding transcription activator activity, RNA polymerase II-specific
Source: RefSeq, a predicted model, not a curated record
CAGUAUGGUGCAUUUUUUUGAAGACGUUUUAUUUUGUUGGAAGAUUCAUGCUGCUCAAAGAAUUUGAGAAUUUUCAUUGGCUCAACUCUUCCGAAGCAAUUGUACAUCAUUCCAUUUGAACUGCAACCAUAAGGGCGGAACAGUUCCGUAGAAGUUGAGUUUCCUUGACCUACAAAGACAGUUGGUCUCUGAUGCACUGAACAACUUCGCUGCAAAUCGCUGUAACUUUUUAGGAAAAGAGAACUAGCUGUUUCAAGCUGCUUACCUACCAUAAGGACCAGUAAUAUAAAUGCAACAAUAGUUACUAGCCUGAUGACUUUCUUAAAGGCUUAAAUGUAAUUUUUUAUCAACAUCUUACUCUGAGACUUACAAAUCCAUUCACCAUGAAUGAAAUCGAGUGUGUCGGUCAAGUUUUGGAAAUCGGCCAGCUGGACUUUGAAGAAUCUACAGUUAUCUGUGAAAUCUGCGAUAAACAUUGCAUUAGCCACAUUCAUCUCUUGGAACAUCAGAAAACUCAUAUUGUGCAUGUCCCUAAGCGGAAGACUUAUGUUUGCGAUAUUUGUGGUUUUAUUUGCAAUCGUAGAGGGCAUCUGUCAAAACAUAAACGGCUUCAUGACAAAAGCCAACCCUAUGCGUGUACCAUGUGCGACAAAGUUUGUCUGAGCAAGCAUCACCUGAAGGCACAUCAACAGUGCCAUGUCACACCGAAAGUGAAGCCGUUUAUUUGUAAUAUCUGUAACUACGCCUGCACCCGAAGAGCCCAUCUUGAACGCCAUCAGAGACGUCACACUAAGGAGAAACCGUUCACCUGCGAGUGCGGGAAAGCCUUCUCUUGUAAAGGCAAUUUCGUCAAACACCAACGCAGUCAUUCGGAAGAAAAACCAUUCAUUUGUGAAAUAUGCGGCAAAGGUUUUAGUCUCAGCAACUACCUAAUGGUGCACAAAAAUUUCCAUCACACGGACCAAGGCGGAUUUUCAUCCGGGAUCGAGGAUAACUUCUUCGUCAAAGCUGAAGAUGUCAAACCACAGGAGACUGUUGUUCAAACCCAUGAAUACCCGUUUGUGUGCACCAUCUGCGGAGUCUCAUUCCUUCACAAAUAUUCUCUGAUAACUCAUCACAAAGUUCAUACUGAAAAGGAACAAUUUGUUUGUAACAUUUGCCAGAAAGAAUGCCUGAACCAGAUCCAUCUCGCUGCGCAUCAAAAGACUCACAACUACCCAUUCAUUUGUACCAUCUGUGGAUUCGCCUGUAAAAGAAUCGGACAUCUCACACGACAUCAGCGCACCCACACAAAAGAGAAACCGUUCACCUGUAAAUUCUGCGCUAAAACAUUUGCAUGUAAAGGCAACCUGGUCAAGCACCAAUCUCGAGUUCAUCCAGCGGAAACCCAGGCAGAACUCAACCUUCAAAAUUCGCAUUCCCAUAGAGGGAGUCCACAAAAGCGCCGCCACAUUGAAAAAGCGUCAUUCGUUUGUGACGCGUGUGGGAGGAGCUUCUACCGCCAACACUAUCUAGACUGCCACAAAAAGAUUCAUGCUGAUGAGGUCGGGUUUGAGGGUUUGGAGGAGCAAGGCCAGGAAGAAAUCGACGGUCCCAAGACGCCUACGAAGGACAAGCCCCACGUGUGUGACGUUUGCGGAUACUCUUGUGGUCUACGAGGCACGAUGAAGAGGCAUCAGAGGAUCCACACCAACGAGAGACCGUUUUCUUGUGAGACGUGCGGUAAAGCUUUCUCCAUAAGAUGGAACCUCAAGAUUCACAAAGAGCGAGUACAUGUGGGUGGCAGAGGCGUCCCUUACCAGAAGGAAACUGCUGUGCCCGUUCAAUCGGAGAGCGAAGUUCACAGCCUGGUAGAGUUUGUUGCAAGUCUGGCGUCCAAUCCGAUCUUCAUGUAGCUUUGUCCUGCAAGUGAGCUCAACAAAUGAGCACUCGUCCACAUUCUGCCAGCCUUGGCUGAUCCUCCAGCAUGUAAAAGGUGACAGUUUGAUAUUUGUGUCGCAUUGGAUGGAUUAGGGAGGGACAGCAAGAAGGUAUGUUGUUAAAAAGCACAUUUACACCAUGAAGAACAGUUGGUUGGCAUGGUCACCCAUGAAUUGCUAAUUCUGCCGAGCUCCCAGGCAUAAUGAUAUCUUUGGAGAAGAGUCCGUCACUAGAGUAGAGUCUGAUGCCCUUCUUUAUCCCAACUUGACCUUGAUAUCAUCCACCGAGACCGACGCUGGUCUAAGGCAGUGCCUGAAACAUCGACUGCAGCUACAGCUAUGGCUAGAUUGCGCGCAUUUGCCUAUUCUACAACACUGGCAGACGUGCUGAUUUAUUCAUAGCUGUAGCCGAAGUCGCUGAUUCAGACACAGCCUCACACUAUGCUUGAUAGAGACAGUUAGGCACAAGUCAUCAGGGUAGUGUAUGAACACAAGAAUAAAGAGCUACAUGUAAGCAAGGUAACACUGGCGUUAGUUUUAUAGUAUACCGAGUGUUCAUACCGAGGAAUUACCUGGGUUUUUCCCUGGCAAUUGGAUUGGUAAGGUGAAGAAGAUUGUUAUAUGGAGUCCUUUGUUUACGUCCUUCUGCAAGGCAGUUGGCAACGACAUGCUGUAAAUACAAGUGCAUUUCAUCUUUUUUUUUGUUAUAAGUUUUUAGUGAGUGUGCUGUGUUGAGUAUUAAUGAAACAAUUUGUUUGUAGGCCUACUUAACCAUCAUUCUUGUGUAAUUUUCUUAAAGUGUUCUUAAAACUGUACAUUUUUACACUAUCCUUUACAUUACAUAAUCUUAUUGAAGCUUCGUAGGGCAGUAUGAUAAAAACAAAUAGCAGUUUUAUGUGUAAACUACGUACAGUUACAUACUGUACAUUUAUAUGUAUGUACAUGUACUAUUCAUUAUUCCACAAGCUUGAGUGGAAAACUCACUUUUCAUUAUUCCACAAGCUUGAGUGGAAAACUCGUUGUCAUAAACCAUGCCAGUCUACAAUCAGAGGGAUGUAUGGUACUACCUAUAGUCUAUACAUUUUAAGGGGAAACUUUUUUGAGAAUGUUCGAUCAUAUAAUUUGUUGUUUGAUAGCUCAACUGUAAUUGUUGUUUAGUGAUGCAUUUGUGGUACUUUACAUGUACAUGUACUGCAUGUACCUUUCUAUAUUUAGUAUGCGGUGUACAAACCUUUGCUGAAUAGACUUGAAAAAUCAAAUUGGUAAUGUAUGCCUUUAAACUCCCCUGUUGACUUCAUCACAACUAUAAAUCUUGGAGCAAGGUCGAACAAGGACCAAUAAUUAACUAGUGACAUAUGUACAUUGGGCUUGUUCUGUGCCCAAUUUCAUAGAGCUGCUAAGCACAAAAAUUUGCUUAGCAUGAAAUUU